Lichtheimia ornata is the source of this 498-nucleotide messenger RNA. RefSeq lists its product as uncharacterized. The coding region runs from base 1 to 498 and encodes 165 amino acids. Gene Ontology annotation, biological process: positive regulation of transcription by RNA polymerase II. NCBI's taxonomy places the organism in Eukaryota, Fungi, Mucoromycota, Mucoromycetes, Mucorales, Lichtheimiaceae. Gene Ontology annotation, cellular component: RNA polymerase II transcription regulator complex. Gene Ontology annotation, molecular function: protein dimerization activity; DNA-binding transcription factor activity. The transcript has 2 exons. The record is from RefSeq and is a predicted model, not a curated record.
AUGCAUCCCUCUCCAUUGCAUCAUUCGCCUGGCUUGAUGAGCCCAACAGCAGACCGUGAACGACGUGAAUCAUUACCGUCCAUACAGCACCUUACGGCUGCUGAACCAUCACUACAACCACAACCACCACAACAGCAGCAAGUCGUCCAUGACCCAAGCACACGACGGCAUUCGAUUCAUACAACAAAGAUAACAUUGGCCAAUGAUGAUAUCAAUCAACGCCGUAGUUCAAUGACACCUUAUUCACGUACACCUGAAUUACGAGCCAGCCAUAAGCUUGCUGAACGACGACGUCGCAAGGAAAUGAAAGAACUCUUUGAUGAUUUACUCAAUGUGCUUCCAAUCGACAAGGGUGCCAAAACAUCCAAAUGGGAAAUCCUUAGCAAAGCGGUGGAUUACAUUGGUGAUCUGCGACAACGAGAAGCCAUGUUUGCACGUGAGAAGGAUCUUCUUUUGAAAGAAAAGGCCGCCUUUCAGAACAGACGAGAUUAUCCAUGA